Tetrahymena thermophila SB210 is the source of this 429-nucleotide messenger RNA. RefSeq names its product transmembrane protein, putative. The transcript is spliced from 2 exons. Lineage: Eukaryota; Ciliophora; Oligohymenophorea; Hymenostomatida; Tetrahymenidae. The record is from RefSeq and is a predicted model, not a curated record.
AUGCAUAAUUAAUAAAAUAUUUACUUAGUAAAAGUUUAGAUAUUUAUAAGUCUGAUAAAAUAUCUUGUGCUAUAAUUGAUUAUUUAGUUGCAAUUACAGAAAUAGUUGUGUUUUUUAGUAUUAAAGCAUCAUAAAUUUGUGAAUUAAUCUAUAUCAUUUUUUCAAUUUUUAAAGAAUAAACGCUUAUCGUGUAAUAAAAGGUAGAACUAAAUCCUAUAAGCUUUUUUGUUACGUCACAAAAUGAUAAUUAAACUAGUUUAACUGUAGAAGUUUAAAUUACGUUAUUAAGAGUUUAAAACAGACUAAGAAGGUUUUUAUAUGACAUAAAUAAAUGAGCUAGGUUAGUUUUUAAUUAAAUCUUGCUAAGUAGUCAUUAAAAUUAUAAUGUUUGUAUCAGGUAUAGGAAAGAAUACCUUUAUUUAUUAUUGA